This is a messenger RNA of Gossypium arboreum, 2141 nucleotides long. Its product is annotated as tubulin alpha-5 chain-like. Gene Ontology annotation, molecular function: structural constituent of cytoskeleton; GTP binding. Gene Ontology annotation, biological process: microtubule cytoskeleton organization; mitotic cell cycle. The transcript has 5 exons. The record is from RefSeq and is a predicted model, not a curated record. Lineage: Eukaryota; Viridiplantae; Streptophyta; Magnoliopsida; Malvales; Malvaceae. Gene Ontology annotation, cellular component: microtubule; cytoplasm. The coding region runs from base 260 to 1612 and encodes 450 amino acids.
UAUAAAAAGAAAUAUGAGAAAAAAAUGAUCUUGCCAUACAGUUGGCUGGACCUUAACUAUCUCUUCAUUAUUUUGCGGUUGUUUAAUUUUUUUUUCUUUGAUGCUCAUUCAUUUCUUCAUUUUCUUCUUCUCUUUUCUUUCUUUUAUGUUUCAACUUUUUUUUCCUUCAUAAAUUGUAAAGGGAAAAAAGGGUAUUGAGGAAGAGAGGAAAAGGGUUUGUUUGAAUUUUGGGUUUAGAAAUUAAAGGAAGGGAAAAAAAAUGAGGGAGGUGAUUAGUGUUCAUAUAGGACAAGCUGGAAUUCAGGUUGGGAAUUCAUGUUGGGAGCUUUACUGCCUUGAACAUGGCAUUCAGCCUGAUGGGAUGAUGCCUAGUGAGGGCAAUGCAGGUGGUAACCAUGAUGCCUUCAGCACCUUCUUUAGCGAGACUGGAUCCGGAAAAUACGUGCCGAGAGCUUUAUUCAUCGACCUAGAGCCGACCGUCAUCGACGAAGUUCGGGCUGGGACUUACCGGCAACUGUUCCAUCCGCAACAACUUAUUUCCGGCAAGGAAGAUGCUGCUAAUAACUUUGCUAGAGGACACUAUACAGCUGGUAGGGACAUUGUGGAAGUUUGCCUUGACCGAGUUAGAAAAUUGGCUGAUAACUGCACUGGAUUGCAAGGGUUUUUGAUGUUUAAUGCCGUGGGCGGUGGAACUGGUUCCGGUUUAGGCUCGCUGCUUUUGGAGCGCUUGUCGGUUGAAUAUGGGAAAAAGCCUAAACUUGGCUUCACUAUCUAUCCUUCUCCACAGGUUUCUACAGCAGUUGUUGAACCUUACAAUAGUGUUCUCUCAACUCAUUCUCUCCUUGAACACACAGAUGUUGUGGUGCUUCUCGACAACGAAGCUAUAUACGAUAUCUGUAGGCGAUCGUUAGACAUUGAAAGGCCGACUUACAAGAACUUGAACCGCUUAAUAUCACAAAUCAUUUCGUCUUUGACGUCUUCGUUGAGGUUUGAUGGUGCCAUAAACGUUGACAUUACUGAGUUUCAGACGAACCUCGUGCCAUAUCCUCGUAUCCAUUUCAUGCUCUCCUCAUAUGCCCCGGUGAUCUCGGUUGCAAAGGCUUACCACGAAAACCUAUCGGUUGCCCAGAUUACCAGUGGUGUUUUUGAACCGGGAAGCAUGAUGGCUAAAUGUGAUCCGAGGCACGGAAAAUACAUGGCGUGCUGUUUGAUGUACCGCGGAGAUGUCGUACCAAAGGACGUAAAUGCUGCUGUUCGUAACAUUAAAACUAGGCGGGCGGUUCAGUUUGUAGACUGGUGCCCUACUGGUUUCAAGUGUGGCAUCAACUAUCAGCCACCAACGGUGGUACCCGGGGGUGAUCUCGCUGAGGUAAGACGUGCGGUGUGUAUGAUCAGCAAUAACACAGCGGUGGCAGAGGUUUUCGCCCGAAUUGAUCAUAAGUUUGAUCUCAUGUAUGCAAAGAGAGCUUUCGUUCAUUGGUACAUAGGUGAAGGAAUGGAGGAAGGUGAAUUCUCCGAAGCUCGUGAAGAUCUCGCCGCUCUCGAGAAAGAUUAUGAAGAAGUCGGAGCAGAAGGUCCCGAAGAUGAUGAAGAACCACUGGAAGAUUACUAGAUCAUCUACCAUUUCAUGAAUACAACAGCUAAUGGUUAUAUUCCUUAUCUAAUUGAAUCAUUAGCAUUUUUCCAAUAAAAUCAUGAUGUCUAAAAUAUCAGAUACAGAUAUGUAUUUAAUGAGUACAAUUGAAUUUUUGUACGUUUUUUCAUGUAUUUGGAUACGAGUACUUUGAUAAAAUCAAUUGGCCUUGAAGGCCAUAUUAUUUGCUAACAAAUAUUUCAUCAAGAAAACCCAGUAAAUUGAAACAAUUGAGAGAUUUUUCUUAAUCAUUCAUGGACAUUUCCAAUCUUUCAUAAAGCCCUCUUUCACUUGGCACUGGCAAGUUGGGUUCGGAGCAACUUAGCGGCAGCAACCAUGUUGUUGAGUGCCGGUUUCACCUCUGCAUACUUGCGAGUCUUGAGUCCACAGUCAGGGUUAACCCACAAGAUGUUGGUCUCGAGCACCGCAAGCAUCUUGUCGAUCCUAUCGGCGAUCUCUUCGGUCGAUGGUAUUCUUGGAGAGUGGAUAUCAUAGACACCAGGGCCAA